AAAACGUAACAAAGUCACGUGACAAGAUCACAUGACUCUGCCGCACGCGUCAGCUGUUCGGUAGGAGCAGGAAAUAUGGCGAUCUUCAGUGUGUUUGUUGUCAAUAAGGCUGGUGGACUCAUCUACCAGUACGAUAAUUAUGUCACUCGGGCUGAAGUGGAGAAAACAUUUAGCUUUCCUCUUGAUUUAGUGUUAAAGAUUCACGAUGAGAAGGUAGUUGUUUCAUUCGGACAGCGGGACGGCAUCAGAGUGGGCCAUGGCGUUUUAUCGAUUAACGGGGUGGAUGUGAAUGGUAAAUACACGGCGGAAGGGAAGGAGAUACUGGAGUAUCUUAAAGAUCCUGCAAACUAUCCAGUGUCCAUCAGAUUCGGCCGACCUCGACUCACCUCUAAUGAGAAACUCAUGCUGGCUUCAAUGUUCCACUCACUUUUUGCUAUUGGAUCACAGUUAUCACCUGAGGUUGGCAGCUCUGGUAUUGAGAUGUUGGAGACUGAUGUGUUUAAAUUACAUUGCUUUCAGACCCUCACAGGAAUAAAGUUCAUUGUAUUGGCAGACCCUCGGCAGACUGGUAUCGAUGGACUAUUAAGAAAGAUUUAUGAAAUCUACUCGGAUUUUGCACUCAAGAAUCCUUUCUACUCUUUAGAGAUGCCUAUCAGAUGUGAGCUUUUUGACCAGAAUCUAAAAAGUGCCCUGGAAAUAGCAGAGAAGGCUGGAACAUUUGGACCAGGCUCCUGAUCUGGAUUUUCAUAUUGAAUAUUUACCUGACAGCAUUUCUAGAUGUUCAGCCAUGUCUUUAAAAUGAUUGUGGAGCUGGCACUAGGACUCUUCUUUACAGGAAGAGAAAAAAGACUUUCCUUCAGCCUCUUUUCAAAGCUGUUCAAUACAAACAUGUAAUGAGAUGAAAUUCUUGAUAAACCUGUAUAUAAUCUACAUUGACACCACUUAAGUUUCUUCUACAGGCUCUUGUACAAAGCUUUUUAAGAUUGCGGCUCACCAUGUGACUACAGCAUGACAUGUUUAUUUGCUAUGUUUACUGGAAUCUGUCCAAAUGUGUCUUUAGUAAUUUCAUAUAAUUUGCUUUCCGUCAGCAGAAUAUAAUCGUGUGGUUUGGAGUAUUUUCAAGUACACUGUACCUUGGACUUUAGUCUCCUUUGUUUAGGUCAAAAACAAAGUUGGUCAAGUUCAAAUGUUGGUAAAAUAGAGCAAUCGUAUCCUGGACAUGUAAAUGAUUACAGCGUAAUGUGAUUUAAAUGUUUUUAUUUAUAUAAACUCAUU
Molecule: messenger RNA, 1275 nt
Organism: Triplophysa rosa
Lineage: Eukaryota; Metazoa; Chordata; Actinopteri; Cypriniformes; Nemacheilidae
Gene: trappc4
Product: trafficking protein particle complex subunit 4
Exons: 5
Coding region: 76-735 (219 amino acids)
Biological process (GO): endoplasmic reticulum to Golgi vesicle-mediated transport
Cellular component (GO): TRAPP complex
Source: RefSeq, a predicted model, not a curated record